CUGUGAUGUUUGUGCAAUUUAAAGUGAUCUUCUAGAACAUGCGCAGUGUAGCUAUAUGCGUCAUUUGGCCUUCAUAUCGGGAGAGUUUACAACGACAUAAGUCAAAUAGAAAUACUUUCAUUAAAAAUUAAAUCUAAUUUGUUCUAAGAACAGAAAAAAAGUGAACGGACCCUCAUUUUUCCUUCUCAAAUGACGGAUUAUCUGCAAAGAACAACAAUGACCAUAAAACCGGAAAUGAGUAAAACUCAUGAACUGAUCCAAUUGCUGAGAAGUUUGAAAACUGCAAAAUUUGUCCCACGCUCUGAGUUUCUGAAGACAAUUUGUCUGGUAGACAGUGUUUUAGAGACUCUGUUCAAAAUUGAAAUCACAAAAACUGAACUGAGUACAAGUGACAGAAAUGUAAUCGGUCCGUUGAUUGCAGACUUGUUAAACGCUAUUGGUGCAUGGGUGUCGUUCAGUGUCGAUCAGAUUGAUGAAGCUCAUUUAGAGGAUUUUAAAAUAAAAAGAUCUGGACUAGAAUUUCUUUUAGAGAGAUAUCAAGAGCUACCAGAUGGUAAAGAAAACUAUCUGAAGGAUGCCUUUGAAACCUUCAAAGUCACAGAGGAUAUAGAAGGUUGGGAUGAACAGUUCAAAAAUGUGAGCAGUUCGUAUGAUCCUAAUGUCAUUUAUACUACACCUGAUGAACGAAUCCUUAAUGAUAAAGAAACAGAACAAUUGCCAUCAAGCCACUGGUGGUGGCAAUAUUAGAAUGUGAUUCAAAAUCCAAAGACAUAAAAAUAGGAACUAAUCAUUCAAAAGUCGAUAAAUCAAAAAUCAAAUGAACUUUUAAUAGUUCUAACUAUUUGCAAAAUGUCAAUAAAGUUUGCAGAUUUUCAUGAAUAUUGAAUCCUUACUUCUUAGUAUUAGAGUCAAUAUUAAAGUCUGUUAUACAUUUUUCUUGUGACUGAGAAUUUGGAUCACGAUAAUCAUGUUGGACUGGGAUGCAUCAGAUAUUAAAACCUGGAAGGAAGAAGCAUGGAUGCUGCAACAAGAUAUAUUCCUUCAUUUGGGUGAUAAAGAAUGGGAUGCAUGGGACAUAUCAGACACUGUUAUUCUUUAUCGUAAAAUUGGAUAUGGUUUGUACUCCCUUCCAGAAAAUACUCCUGAAGAAAAUAAUCCAACAGGCUAUAAUGAAGAACAAAUUCAUAAAAUAAAAUGUGUAGCUGAUUUCAUUUUGAAAAAUGCUAAAAACGAUAAGAUGAUUAAUUUUGCCUGUAUUUUUGUUUUUGUGAAAAUUUAUGAGGAACGUUAUUUUACUCCUGUGUUUAAAGUCAAAGGAAAACAGAACCAAACCAUAUUUGUUGAUUCAGAUUGUCGAAUUUAUAAAAACUGGCAAGAUUAUCUGAAUUCGAACCAUUUACCCAAAUGCUUGUAUUGCUAUCCCCGUGAUGGUUUAUAUCAAGGAGAUAUGAACAAAGUUUUAGUUGACUUUCGUACAUCUCCUAUAUGCAGUCUAAAGAAUGAUAGCACAUUGACAAUGGAGAAUUUUUCUCCAACUUCAAUGAUGCCAGCUUCUUUAUUUACUCUACCAAUAGCUAUUUCAAACCUAACUGAGGUGCAGACAACUUCAGCAAAUACUGAAGUGUAUCUUGUUACUCAGCAAAAUGUAAAUAUAGGAAAUAGUCAAAGUAGAAACCCCAAGGAAUCAAAAGCAAGUACAAAUUGGCUUGAAUUUCUAGGCUGUGCUUUAAGCAUUGCCCAAAAUUGUUUGGGUACAAAUAUUGCGCGAUCAACUGCAGCUGGCAAUGUACCAACUAAAGUAAUGAGACUUGCACAUGAUGUUGUCACUGUUGGUAGUUUGACUGUGAAUGGUCUGGUAACUUUGAAUAAUUUAAUUUCGCUAGUUGAUAAAGCAUCUAAAGGUUCCCUGACAUCUCUCGAUACCUUCCGUUUUUCGGCAUCUCUCCUCUUCUUUUCAAAUAGUCUUUUACAUGCAGAUACAGCUGAAGAACUCAUAGAGACCAUCCAACAACAUGUUCUAAACCAACAUUGUGAAGAUCUAACAGCACAACAGAUUGAGGAACUUUUUAGACUGUUGGAAGUUAUUGGAAAUACAGAAAUGCAUAAAAAUGCCAAUAGGAUCAAAGCGCUUAAGCAUAUUCCUGAUAAACAAGCUUUUUUUGAAAGUUUAGUGAACUUGAGGAGUGAUCUUGAAGAUCACGAGGUAAAGUUUUCAUUUAAAGAACUCGGUCUUAUUAAUAUCAAUAAUGAGCUUCACAUUGCUCCCACUAAACUUCUUCAAAUCUCAGAAGCUGAUCGGCAAAUGAUUCUGGAGGCUACACAAAAAUUAAAGGAUUCCACUGAGAAAGAUACUGUAUAUUGGAAAAAAAUUGAAAAGACAUUACAAAAUAAUCGCAUUAAAAUGGAAUUCCAGAGGCGCAUAGCUAUUCAACAGUUAAAACUAGCAUUCAAUACACAUAGUCUUAAUACAGUAAAAAUUGGAAAUGAACAGAUUUUUAAGGACAUGACACCAUAUGAACUGGACAGGCUUGCUACAGUGAUGAUGACAUCUGGUAAAAAUUAUGAUCCUAAAAUUUUGAAAAUUGUGAAUGAAUUUGCUAAGAGGCGUUGCUGUAAGACUGUCUAUGAUUAUUGUAAUUAUUUGGAAAUUACUGUAAAAUAUCUGGAGGAAUUGAAAAAUAAAAAAGAAGGCGAUUACCAGGAAGCUUUGGCUGAUGCUCAGAGUAAGGGAAACGUUAAUACUAAUACAUUUAAUCGUAACUAUGGAAUUGAGGGGAAAAGAGCAGUUCAUUUCAGAAAUCAAGUCUACAACGAUUUUGAUGCUAAUUGGGAGGAGAGUUUCAAAGAUUUAGAUAAGCUGUAUGCUAAGUUGGAAAAUAGGGUUCUACCAUUGAAUGAAAACAUAGAACCUAAGUUUGCUCUCAAUAGCUCUGCUAUUUAUCAUUAUUAUAAGCACUCUAAAUUUAAUUCUAAGGAUUUGACUGCAGAGGAAUACUUUAACAUUGCUUCAGAGUUAGUAAAUGAACCUAUAAAUCAACGUUCAGCUCAGCUGAAUCAGCAGGGAAAUCGAACUAUGAUUGUCCUUACUAACCCUAUCAAUGGUGGUAAAGGAAUUGUGGUUGAAGCAUUAGGAGAUGGUUCACGAUAUAUGGUCACUUUUUUUUAUGAUGAAAAAGUUAUACAACAAGCACAAAGUGGUAACACAAAAGAAUAAUAUACAACUACCAUAAAAUUUUAACUCUUAGCGCUCUGAAAAGUAAUUCGAUGCAUAAAUAUUUGCUAAAUAAGAGGACUUCUUUAUUGCUCCAAAGAAUUAAUAUAUAUAAAUUUUUUUAAGGUGAAUUUUUCCGGAAAAUUAAUAUACAUAUUUUUACCACUCUUAAGUAUUAUUACCAGUAAAAAUUUAAGAAAAUAAUUAAAUAAAACAACAAAAUGAUGCACUGCCUUGAAUGGUGCCUGAGAGGAGACAUCCGAGUGCUAAGGGUUAAUAGUUUGGUUUUGGAUAGAAUUAUAUUUCAUGCUUGCAAUGGACCUUUUUGUAUAUUUUUGUCUCCCUCUCUCUUUAUAUAUAUAUAUGCAAAAUAUUUUUUGAGAAAGCAGACAUGGAGUUCUUUAACAAUUUUUAUUUGCGACGAUUUAAUAAAAUAAUUCAGUUUUUA
Molecule: messenger RNA, 3659 nt
Organism: Argiope bruennichi
Lineage: Eukaryota; Metazoa; Arthropoda; Arachnida; Araneae; Araneidae
Exons: 2
Coding region: 968-3214 (748 amino acids)
Source: RefSeq, a predicted model, not a curated record